Molecule: messenger RNA, 5184 nt
Organism: Anguilla anguilla (European eel)
Lineage: Eukaryota; Metazoa; Chordata; Actinopteri; Anguilliformes; Anguillidae
Gene: usp36
Product: ubiquitin specific peptidase 36
Exons: 21
Coding region: 163-3582 (1139 amino acids)
Biological process (GO): protein deubiquitination; regulation of apoptotic process
Cellular component (GO): nucleus; cytosol
Molecular function (GO): cysteine-type deubiquitinase activity; cysteine-type endopeptidase activity
Source: RefSeq, a predicted model, not a curated record
UAUUAUAGGCGUACAGCACUGUCAGUUAUCUUUGCUCCGCCCUCUCACAUUGCAGCAUGGAGGAUAGAAUGUAACAAAAUCCAGGUAGCAACUGUAGCAAGGCAAGAGGUGGUGUUCAAUUUAAGAGGACAUCGUGCUUGGAAGAUAAGAAAGUGAUGCACGAUGCCCAUAGUGGACAAGCUGAAAGAGGCCCUGAAGCCUGGCCGGAGGGACUCGCCCGACGAGGGCGACCUCAACAAGCUGCUGGCCUCGUCCGCCAAGAAGGUGCUCCUGCAGAAGAUCGAGUUUGAGCCGGCGAGCAGGGGCUUCUCCUACCAGCUGGAGAGCCUGAAGAGCAAGUACGUCAUCCUCAACCCCAGGAGCGAGAGCGCCGCGGGGCCGAGGCCCGCCGACACCGUCCACAUCAAGAGGCAGGUGUCGGAGAGCGCAGGCGGGGGCCAGAGCGAUGGAAUCCCCGCCCCCCAGAAAAUGCUGUUUCCCGCUAACCGGCUCUCCAUGAGGUGGGAGCGCGUCUACAGGGUGGGGGCCGGCCUCCACAACCUGGGGAACACCUGCUUCCUGAACUCCACCGUGCAGUGUCUCACCUACACCCCGCCCCUCGCCAACUACCUGCUGUCCAAGGAGCACAGCCGCUCGUGUCACCAGUCGGGGUUCUGCAUGAUUUGCGUGAUGCAGAACCACAUCGUCCAGGCCUUCGCCAACACCGGGAACGCCAUUAAGCCCGUGUCCUUCAUCAGAGAUCUGAAGAAGAUCGCCCGCCACUUCCGGUUCGGGAGCCAGGAGGACGCCCACGAGUUCCUGCGCUACACGGUGGACGCCAUGCAGAAGGCCUGCCUGAACGGCUACCCCAAGUUGGACAGGCAGACCCAGGCCACCACACUGGUCCAUCAGAUCUUUGGGGGUUAUCUCAGGUCACGAGUGAAGUGCUCCAUUUGUAAAAGCGUAUCGGACACCUAUGACCCUUACCUGGACAUUGCUGUGGAGAUCAGGCAAGCGGCGAACAUCGUCCGGGCCCUGGAGCUGUUCGUCAAACCGGACGUCCUGAGUGGAGAGAACGCGUACAUGUGUGCUAAGUGUAAGAAGAAAGUGCCGGCGACCAAACGCUUCACCGUCCACCGCACCUCCAACGUGCUGACGCUGUCGCUCAAGAGGUUCGCUAACUUCAGCGGCGGGAAGAUCACCAAGGAUGUGGGUUACCCAGAAUUCCUGAACAUACGGCCCUACAUGUCUCAGAGCUCAGGGGACCCAGUCAUGUACGGCCUGUAUGCUGUCCUGGUGCAUUCUGGGUACAGCUGUCACGCCGGGCACUACUACUGCUAUGUCAAGGCCAGCAACGGGCAGUGGUACCAGAUGAACGACUCAAUGGUUCAUUCCAGUAACAUCAAAGUGGUCCUCAAUCAGCAGGCCUACGUCCUCUUUUACCUGAGAAUCCCCGAAGCGAAGAAGAACACGGACGGCCCGGUGAUCAAGGCGGGGGCGCUGCACGCCGGGAGGAACGCCAUGACCCCCGAACAGCUGAAGAAGGCCACCCUCAACGGGUCACUGUCGUCGCCGCAGGUUACCAAGAAGCUGGACCCCUCUCAGCUGCGGAAGAUCCAGUCCAUGGAUGGCGGGGUCGGGGUCCCUGUGCCCCGAGGCGGCGGCGGCGGCCCCUUGCCCAAGCUGGCUAAUGGCAUACCCUCGGGCCACGCCCCCUCCAAGCCGCCGGGCCCCACCCUGAUCGAGGAACCCUUCAAGAAGCUGAAGAAGCCGUCGCCGCAGACGCUGGGCCGCAGCGCCACGCCCGCCCCCUCCAACGGCCUGAGCAGGGCGGACGGCGAGCGGAGGCCGGGGUCGGAGGUCAGGGGCCUGGCUGCAUCUACCUCAAUGAAGUCCCUGUCCGACUCGUCCUCCGCAGACAACUCCGAUUCCAAGGACUGCGGGGGGCCCCGGAGCGCCCCUGCCGGCGACCCGGCCGCCCAGAGGAGCGGCGUGAACGGGACGGCCUCCCCCAGCCGCUCGGCCGAGGGGUCCAAGGGCCUGGAGCACAGGGCCGGAGACGACCAGAAAACGGUCAAGUUAAAACCCCAGGCCCUCACCAACGUCACCUCCGAACCCACCAGCACCAUGUCGCCCCCGCCCGCUAAGAAACUGGCCCUGUCUGCUAAGAAGGCCAGUCCCAGCUGGAGCCCGAUCAGCAGUGAGGCUCCGCUUCCCCCCGCACGCCAUCCGUCCAGAGACCCCACGCAUCCCGCACACCUCCACCCCCUCAUCUCCGCUCCUCCCGCGCGCGCUAACAGGGCUGCUCCAUUCCAUUUGCCCAAACCCCAAUUGCCACCCACACCCCAGCCCAGCGCAGACCCCCCCCACACCCCCCUGUCCUCUGCUCUGCCGAGGCCGCCGCCCACCUUCUCUGCUCAGACCAAUGGCUUUCUCCCACACCCUCUGAAGACCCCCAGUCCGGCCUCUCUCACGCGAGGCCCCGCCCCCGAGCCUGCCGGCCCCGCCCCGCAGAGGAAGAAGAAGAAACACAAGCGCCGCCACUCGGAGAUGGAGGCGGAGACACCGCCGGCCGCCGCGCAGCCCGAGCGGGAGGCGGGACAGCCGGAGGCCGACCGCAAAAAGAAGAAGAAGAAGAAGAAGAAAAAGAAGCGGAAGAGAGAGGAGGAGGAGGAGGAGGGGGAGUGUCCCAGGAGCCCCGGGGAGAUGGCGCAGUCGCACCUGGAGCCUCCGGCCCCGCCCCACCCCUCUCAGGAGGAGGACUGGUGUCUGGGGGAGCCCUGGACCAUCUCCCCCGCACCUGCACGGGCGCAGACACAGCUGGAGCAGACGCAGACGCAGCCAGAGCAGACGCAGACACAGACGCAGACUCCCAACGCGGGACAGCAAGCCGCAGACGCGGUCAGGAAGAAGAAGAGAAAACGCAAGGACAGACAGGAAGAGGAAACGGUCUCUUACCCUGCCCCAGAAGGCUCCAGGAUGGAGGGAGGAGACACUGGGACAGAGCUGAAGAAGAAGAAGAAGAAGAAAAGGAGGCUGAAGGAACACUUGGAGAGAUGCGGAGAGAAGGGCCAGAGAGCGAGCGAUCGGGAGCACACGGACGCAGGCGCAGUCCUCCCGCCACAGGGGGGCGCCGUCGAGGCAGGGAAGGCCCCCGUCUCCAGCUCAGCCGCAGUGUUCGUGUGGGACAGCCGGGUGAGGGACGGGUAUAGGCGCCUGCAGGCGGACCCCGCUGCGGAGGAAGGGGGAGGACGCGGCCCCCGCCCCGCUGCCACGGGCUGGGACGGCGCGCGGACCGGCGGCGUCGUGGAGGAGCUCCUCAGGAACUCCGCGGACACGGCGUACGGAACGCAAGUGCUCAGCUGGGACGGGGACGUCUCUGCUAUCAGCAGGGAUGCGGCGGACGACGCGCGGCUCUCGAAAAUGGACACCGUGAUCGACGAAUGGGACGAGGACUUCGACAGCGGGAAGGUAAAGAAGGUGAAAAAGUACAAGAAGGAGAGGAGGAGGAGUUUUAAUGUUUUCCAGAAGAUACAGGACCGGAAGAACAUGUGGUCUGUCACACCAGGAGGGAAGAAGGGUUGCCUGGGAUACCGCUACUGACCAAGAGAACCAGUUGGCAUGUGGGAUGUUUUAAGACGGGGGUCGUCCUCUGUGGCUCUCCGCUCGAAGGCGAGGGGCCCUGCCAGAGGCUGGCGCUGCCGUCUGCCCAAUCGGACCAGAACUUGGCCGGGGGGGCGGUCCUGCGGUCCGGACCACGGCGCUGUGACGUCUCCACGCGGCCCGCGGCCUCCUCUGAGGUUCUCUGCUGGGGGGGAAACGAGCGGAACCGGACAAGUCCGACACACGGGCGGCUCGAUCCGGGCUAAUCCGGGCUAAUCUCGGGCAAUCUGCCACGAGUGCUGGAAAAUGCUACCACAGUACAAGGCCUGAGUGCGCCGGUUCAUUGAUCCAACCAUUUAACGACUAGGCAUGAAUGAGUCGGCUCACCGAGGGCGUCACAGCCAUCUUGUACUGCGGUCGUCAUGGCGGCAUGUCACGCGUCCCCGUUUUGAGUGGAAGUACUGCAACGCGAUCUCCUUCAUUCACCCAAGACUUCCACUCUCUCCGAGAAAUACUCAGACGACGUUAAAAAUGAAAUCUCGGCUUGCUGAUAUCCUUGCUUCUGUCAUUUCUGAACAUUGUGACCGUUAGUUAAUUGAGCUUUUAAGUCUUUCGUAAAGGCCGGCGGGUCAAGCUGUGUUUGACCGAACGUGCGCCAUGUUGCUCGUGAAGUCUUGGUGAAUGAGGGGGAGCGCGAAUUUUGAAUGUGAGAAUGAGAAUGAAAUGGGAGUGUUUUGGGUGCACAAACGAGGGCAGUGCUGUACAACCAAGCUGUCAACAGCCUGCCGCCACCUAGCAACCAGGAGCAGGCUGUUACAGUCUUUCAUGGCCGCAAUCCUGCUAGCUGCGAAGUUGCCUGUGGUAAUGGUAAUCUUGCGUACACCUGGAACAUCUGGCCAAGUGACCUCCUUUCCAAAAAACUACCCCCGACAGUCGAAGAGUGAAAAGUUAGGAAAGUCAGAAGGUUUCUGAAAUCUGCGACGCCCUCAGUUACCUGUUCUCGACUUCAAACCGGGAGUGGUGUUACAGUUUAACCACAUCCUUCCCCCCCCACCCAUGGUGACACACCCUUGCUGAAACUGCGGAGGCCACAGUUGCUAACUGUGACUUUGAGUUAAGGCAGGCUUUUGGAGCCUCAGGGUUGUUGUGGGCCCCGGCUGCAGGUGAACGCUUUGCAGGAAUGCUUUUGGCCACUGAAAGGCUUGCGCCUGGCGACCUUUUCUUUUUUGUUUGUUUGACUGUUUGUUUCUUGAAUUCUUUAAAAGUGUAAUUUUGUUCCUUUGCCAAACAUGCUGUAAGGCACGUGUGCGUUGCCCAUACAGUUAAGUUUAACACGUGGAAAAGAGGGGUUUUGGACUUCAUUUUUUGUUGUUACUGUUGAUGAAUUCCAUGCAUGUAAUAGUUUUGUUGAAUUCAGUUUUAUUUUUCUAUGUGAAUUGUACAUCCAAAUAAUCAUACAUUUGGAAGAUUUAUAUUGAAAGGAUAGUCUUGACACCGAGGAUAGAUUUGGAUUAAUUUACUUGUUUGACCGUGUACAAGUAAAUGGUACAGAAAUUUAAAAAAACACGGCAGGAUAUUUAAAAAAAAAAAAAAAAAAAAAAA